Stylonychia lemnae is the source of this 1311-nucleotide messenger RNA. Lineage: Eukaryota; Ciliophora; Spirotrichea; Sporadotrichida; Oxytrichidae. The record is from the annotation of a GenBank genome assembly.
AUGGAAUCAAGCAAGAAAGAGGAAAACAAAUCUACAUCAAAGAUUGAUUUGCAUCACGUCGAAAACUCUAAGAAAAGAAAGAGAAAUGAUUUAAAAGGACCAGCUGGCUACGGUAUUCCAGAUAACACUAAAAAAAUAAAGAUUGAUGAUUUAAAUGAUUCUGAUUCUAAACCUAAGUCUGGACUUCCCGCAAAUAGCAAUAUACUUGUAAAAUUCCCGCUUAUUAUUAUCUUAUAGCAAUAACAAGAAAUCUCUAAAAUUUUAGAAGGCCAUGAAACUAUUUAUAAAGAUGUUUUGGCGAAUAACAAGCCUUUUUUCUAACAAUUAAAGGAUGAAUAGUUUAAUAAUCAAUUAUAGAGAGAUAUCAAGCACCAAAGCUUGGGAAAUCAUGAUAAAUUUAGAUAAUUUCAUAAUUCAGCAUAGAAAUGGUAGGAUCAAAGAUUAAGUCAUUUUAAAGAUGAAUGGCUUAGAGAUAAAAAAGUUCUUGAUAUAGGCUGUGGUGAUGGACUCGUAGAUAUUCUAGUUGCUGUUAAUUACGAACCAAAACUUAUAAUAGGAAUAGAUAUAGAUCAUAGAUAGACCAAGAAAGCAAUCACCAAUAUGUAAAAAACAAUAAAUGAUUAAGAAUAACUUGACGCUCUUAUGAUUACUAUGAAAUUGCAUAAUGAAGAUCUUAAUAAAGGGGAUGCAGAAAUGAUUGAUUAACUAGAAGAAAAAAAGCGAAAACUUAUAAAAGAAAAAAAGCAAAAAUAUGAAUAAAUUCUAGAGAGAGUAAAGAAUCUACCCAUAUCAUUAUAGCUUACAUUUGAAGGAGAGCUUGCUAGGCUUAAGAAAGAUUAAGGUAACUUUUUAACUGAGGUAAUUAACUCAGAGAAUCCUAAUCCCAGCCUGAAGGAUGUUAAAAACUAUCUCUAUGGAAAGAUUUGUUUCAGAACAGAAAAUUAUAUAGAAAAUACUAUUCUGUCAUAGAAGGAGAAGUUUGAUACCAUAUUAUGUCUCUCUACUAUAAAAUAUGUGCACUUAAAUUUCGGUGAUCUAGGUGUAAAGACAUUAUUUAGUAAGGUAUAUGACUAACUCCUUCCAGAUGGGAUUUUUAUACUUGAAAACUAGCUAUGGAAGUCGUAUAAAAAACAUAAGAAUACAAACGAGAGAUCAAAAGCUAACUAUAAUUCAAUUAAGAUUAGACCACAUUGUUUUAGAGCAUAUCUUGAAAAAGUAGGAUUUGAGCUAGUCAUAAGUAUAAUGCCUAGUGAGGAGGACUCCAAAAAAGGUUUUGAUAGACCAAUCAUGGUGUUCAAAAAAUUAAAAUGA